GCGCCGCGCUGCCGGCAGUGCCGGUUCCGCCGCGCCGCCGAACGCGCUCUUCCGCAGCGGCACCGUCCUCUCCGUCUCUGUCACCAUGCCCGCCGAUACGGGCAUGGAGAAACCCACCGCCUCGCCCAUCGCUGGGGCACCGGCCAGCGCGAGCCACACGCCGGAUAAGCCGCGGAGCGCCAGCGAGCACCGGAAGGUAAAUGGAGGGUGCCGGCCGGGGAGCAGCAGCGGCGCUGGAUGGCGGCGAGCCCGCGGCCGUGCUGAGUCCUCCAAACCCAUCAUGGAGAAGCGGCGCCGCGCGCGCAUCAAUGAGAGCCUGGGGCAGCUCAAGACCCUCAUCCUGGAUGCGCUUAAGAAGGAUAGCUCCCGGCACUCCAAGCUGGAGAAGGCAGACAUCCUGGAGAUGACAGUCAAGCACCUGCGGAACCUGCAGCGGGCGCAGAUGACGGCUGCUCUGAGCGCCGACCCCACUGUCCUUGGCAAGUACCGGGCUGGAUUCAAUGAGUGCAUGAAUGAGGUGACCCGGUUCCUGUCCACCUGCGAGGGAGUGAACACCGAUGUCCGUACCCGUCUCCUCAGUCACCUCUCGGCUUGCCUGGGUCAGAUUGUGGCCAUGAACUACCCUCCGCCACCGCCGUCCGGCCAGCCCGCACAUCUGGCACAGCAGCCUCUGCACGUCCAGCUGCCGCCCGCAGCAGCCGGAGCCGUGCCCGUGCCCUGCAAACUGAACCCCGCUGAAGCCCUGUCCCCAAAAGUCUAUGGGGGCUUCCAACUCGUCCCUGCUACCGACGGCCAGUUUGCUUUUCUCAUCCCGAACCCAGCCUUUCCUCCCAGUUCUGGACCAGUUAUUCCCCUCUAUGCCAACUCCAACGUCCCCGUGUCCUCCGGGAACACGGCCACCACCCCAUCAGCAUCCCCCGUGCAGGGGUUGACAUCAUUUGGGGGCAGCAUUGUUCCAGCGUCCCAGGCGGGAAGUCCCAUCGGAGAGCGAAGUGAAUCCGUCUGGAGGCCUUGGUGACUUAUCUAAAGCGAUUCCACCCCGCAAAAAAACCUCAUCUGUUGGCUCCGUUGUAUGGAGCCCUGUUAUGUUUGGGUUUUUUAAGCAGAUUUAAACAGAAAGAUAAAAAAGGACCUCGCUAUGAACCUGCUAUUUAUUAUUUUCGAAGGUUGGGAUCUCAACUUGUAUUUUUACUCCUUUGAAAUUUCUUUAUUUGAGAUACUUUUUUUAAAAAAAAAAAAUAAAUGAGAAAUAGUUUUGUAACAAAUAUUCAAAAGUUUAAUGCCAAAGUUGUUUGUAUCCUGUUGGUCUGUGUGUGUGUGCGUGCCUGUGUUGAAGACUUCCAAGAAAAGAGAAAAAAAAAUCGCAGAUGUUUAAAUAAAUAAACUCUUUGA
Messenger RNA from Cuculus canorus (common cuckoo), 1392 nucleotides. It is a transcript of the gene HES4, whose product is annotated as hes family bHLH transcription factor 4. NCBI's taxonomy places the organism in Eukaryota, Metazoa, Chordata, Aves, Cuculiformes, Cuculidae. The transcript has 4 exons. The record is from RefSeq and is a predicted model, not a curated record. Gene Ontology annotation, cellular component: nucleus. Bases 86 to 1018 code for a protein of 310 amino acids. Gene Ontology annotation, biological process: anterior/posterior pattern specification; regulation of transcription by RNA polymerase II; regulation of neurogenesis. Gene Ontology annotation, molecular function: DNA-binding transcription factor activity, RNA polymerase II-specific; protein dimerization activity; RNA polymerase II cis-regulatory region sequence-specific DNA binding.